AAAAACUAUAAGUUCAGAUUUGGGCCUCGGCCCAUAUUUUUACUUUAUUUUUCUGGGCCUUUAUUAUUGAUAAUGACUCCUAAUUUCAUCAUGAUGGGCUUUAUUAAAGUGAAAAAUAGAAUAACGGGAAAAAGAGAGACGAACAGAGAGGAGGAAGGAACGGGGGACGAGAAGGAGACCAACUCGCUCAAAAUCUCUGCGCGGCGGUGGAGGAGGCAGACGACGCCGUGGCGGUUUCUGGUAAAUUCUGUCUUCUUCCCCGCUACUUCACUGGUUUUCUUAUUCCGGGGACCUGCUAACGUCGUCGUUUUGAACCGAAUAGAGGAAUAAAAGAAAAACCCUCUUUGCCUGAAUUGGGGCUUCUCGUACUCGGUCGAUUGGCAUUGAUUUUACUGCAUUGUAUUAUCGAACCAACAUAUCAUUUCUGUGAAGGAAUUAGUAGAUUAAUUGUUUUUCAUCAUGUCUUGGUGCACGAUUGAGUCCGACCCAGGGGUGUUCACUGAACUUAUUCAGCAGAUGCAAGUAAAAGGCGUGCAGGUUGAGGAACUGUAUUCAUUGGACCUCGAUUCUCUGAACAAUCUGAGGCCAGUGUAUGGUUUGAUUUUCCUAUUCAAAUGGCGUCCAGGGGAAAAGGAUGACCGCCUUGUAAUUAAGGAUCCAAAUCCUAAUUUGUUUUUCGCAAGCCAGGUCAUCAAUAAUGCUUGUGCAACCCAAGCAAUCUUGUCCAUCCUCAUGAACUGUCCAGAUGUUGACAUUGGUCCUGAACUGUCAAAACUGAAAGAAUUUACGAAGAACUUUCCACCUGAACUGAAAGGAUUGGCAAUAAACAAUAGUGAAGCCAUCCGUGCCGCCCAUAAUAGUUUUGCAAGGCCUGAGCCAUUUGUUUCUGAUGAGCAGAAGGUAGCUGGAAAAGAUGAUGACGUCUACCAUUUUAUAAGCUACUUGCCUGUCGAUGGAGUCCUGUACGAGCUUGAUGGACUGAAGGAGGGACCCAUUAGCCUUGGACAGUGCCCCAGCGGGCAAGGUGACAUGGAAUGGUUGCAGAUGGUACAACCUGUAAUCCAGGAACGUAUUGAAAGGUAUUCCAAAAGCGAGAUAAGAUUCAAUCUCUUGGCCAUUAUCAAGAACAGGAAAGAGAUGUAUACUGCUGAACUCAAGGAACUCCAAAAGAAGAGGGAGCGUAUUUUGCAGCAGCUGUCUGCCUCACAGCAAGAUAGACCAGCUGACGGUAGCAAGUUUGAAGCGCUGAACAAAGCUCUUUCGGAAAUCAAUGCUGGGAUUGAGGGUGCAACAGAGAAGAUCUUGAUGGAGGAAGAGAAGUUUAAGAAGUGGAGAACAGAGAACAUUCGCAGGAAGCACAACUACAUUCCGUUUCUGUUUAACUUCCUCAAGAUUCUUGCCGAGAAGAAGCAGUUGAAGCCGCUUAUUGAGAAGGCAAAGCAGAAGGCAGGCAACACUAGAUGAAUGAGAUACAAUGAUGUUGUGGUUAACUGUAGUGUGGGCAUCUGGGGUUAUUUUAAGUGUUGAGUUGUAAGUUAGGGUCAACCUAACCAGAUUAUGCGUGUUUUCGUGAGGUUACUCUCUAAACUUAGAAGUUAUUUUGUUGAGACAUUCCCUGGAA
Messenger RNA from Pyrus x bretschneideri (Chinese white pear), 1621 nucleotides. Its product is annotated as ubiquitin carboxyl-terminal hydrolase 2-like. Bases 460 to 1464 code for a protein of 334 amino acids. Gene Ontology annotation, cellular component: cytoplasm. The transcript has 6 exons. The record is from RefSeq and is a predicted model, not a curated record. Gene Ontology annotation, biological process: ubiquitin-dependent protein catabolic process; protein deubiquitination. Gene Ontology annotation, molecular function: cysteine-type deubiquitinase activity. Lineage: Eukaryota; Viridiplantae; Streptophyta; Magnoliopsida; Rosales; Rosaceae.